AUGUCUCGCCUGAUUGGCUGCUGGCUGAUUGUGCUGCUCGUGCUGGUUGAGAAAACUUCAUGCUUCUGUGAUGCCAGAUGUUCCGGUGAUAAGUGUCACGCGGGGUUCAACAAAAACAUUUGCCUAGCUACAAUUUUAAUAUCGAUUAAAGUCGAACAUUUUUCGAAUCGAAAUUCGUGUUGUCAGCAACUGCCGACACUUUCCCUAUCGGAGCACUUUGUACCAGACUCGGGAGGUCCGCAUACAUUACGUCGCCUCUACACUCCGCACUCCACAUAA
Molecule: messenger RNA, 279 nt
Organism: Spodoptera exigua (beet armyworm)
Lineage: Eukaryota; Metazoa; Arthropoda; Insecta; Lepidoptera; Noctuidae
Source: the annotation of a GenBank genome assembly